AUGAAUCAAAACAUCAGCGUACUAGCAAAUCUUCUUAAAUCAGGUAAUUAUAAGAAUGUAGUUGUUAUGACUGGCUCCGGAAUUUGCAAUGCAUGCGGCAUUCCCGAUUUACACUCUAUUAUUCCAGACUUAAACAAGAAGGCAGAAGAGACAGGAUUCACGCCUUAUAUGACACCACCGUUCGUGUUUGAUAUAAGAUUCUUCAGAGAGAAUCCAAAACCGUUCUGGUGGGUUUUCUCUGAGAUAUGGCCUUGGAACGAGAUGCCACUACCAACUGAUUUCCACAUACUGAUAAGACUCAUCGAAGAGAUGGGACUCCUCAGGAGGUGGUACACAACAAAUACUGACUGCCUCGAGCUCGACGCGAUCAAAGACAAGUCGAAAGUUGUCCAAUGCCAUGGUUCAGUCAAACACUGUCAUUGCAUCGACUGUGGUGCAGAAGUCAGCAUGAACGAGUGUCUCAGUGCGAUCCGAGGAAAUUAUGGUCGCAAAGAGAAAGGUUUCGACUUCGUUAAAGUUCCUACAUGCAACAAGUGUGGAUGA
Messenger RNA from Trichomonas vaginalis G3, 543 nucleotides. Its product is annotated as NAD+ binding. The record is from RefSeq and is a predicted model, not a curated record. The coding region runs from base 1 to 543 and encodes 180 amino acids. Gene Ontology annotation, molecular function: NAD+ binding. NCBI's taxonomy places the organism in Eukaryota, Parabasalia, Trichomonadida, Trichomonadidae. The transcript has a single exon.